GUGCGGCUGACGGGCUUCGAGACGUUCAAGUUGUGCCUGAGAAAGUGAUGAUCCCUGCGCGCGUUGGGCAGUUCCCUGACUCAGGUCUGUCAAACGGAGGCUGGAAAAAUGGCAGCACCACCUCUCGCGGUUGACACAGCCCCUCACAGCCGUUCGUCGGACGACGUUGCUGAUGGCCUCUUGAAGGACAGUGAUUUCCGGAAGGACGGCCGUGAGCAUGGCUCUGAGUAUGGCUAUUCUCCACGUCUAUGGCAGCCUUUCUUCCUGCGCCGGUCGACUUUCCUGGUCUUCAUUGCUACUUUCGUGGCUUUGCUCGCCACAAUCGUUGCCUUGUACUGCUAUGCGGCUCGUGGCGAUGGUAGACAAGGCAUUGAAACACAGGGCUGGAAACACUACUACCUAUGGACGUAUGGACCGACUGCAGUGUUUAUGGUCCUGGGCGCCUUUUGGGGCCAGGUCGAAUACCGCGGGUGCCAGUUAAUGCCAUGGUUGCUGAUGUCGCGCGCUCCAGUUGCCGCAUCUGAUGGGCUUCUGCUUGAUUACCUCUCUCCCUGGAACAUUGAGUCCCUCUACAGGUCGGUCCGGAGGCGUCACUACCUGGUUUCUUUAGUCAUUGCUGGUACACUGCUGGUCAAUGGAAUGGCAAUUGUGUCAACAAGCUUUUUCGAGCUCCGCGACGUCCCCAUCAAACGUUCCGCUUCUCUCCGCCUUACCCAUGAUAUCAAUUUCCGCCUUGACAAUUUCAGGCCUCCCGAUGUUACAACCAUCCCGCACAUGAGGGCCAUGGGAAUAGCGCUAAACGGCUCCGAUCUGCCCAUUGGAAUCCUUGCCAAUCAUGUAUUUCCCCCCUUUCAGGAAGACGGCCCUUUUCGCCCCGACAACUUUACUUUGGGUGACAAUCGCGAAAUCGAGGCCGAGGUGGACGUGCUCACCGUGAAGGUCCAGUGUGAAAAUGCGACCAUGGAGGCCACCAAGAAUCAAUCCGAGUAUACUCUCUCCAUGAAGUCUGGCUCUUGUUCAACCGGCCCGUUACCUCAGCAGGUUACCCAAUAUACGGUUUUUCGGGGUGUUAACGCAACCUUUGUAGGUUUUCCCUCCCUGUGUGACGGAAAACGAUUGCAUUUUCCCCAAGACGAGGAUCAGUAUACGGACGCAUACUGGCGCAUAUGGGUCUAUAUUCCGCGUCAUGACCCCAAUGGUUUGUAUCUGAACGCGACCAUAGGUUCCGGGAAAAAGGCGGAACGCGGGGCUGGGAAAUUCGCAUUCACCUGUGCUUUCUGUACGCCCUACCUUGACGUAGCCCGCGUUCCAGUGAAGCUGUCACGAAGUUCCGACGGCAUUUCCAUCAUAACCGACAUUGACAUGAAGAAACAGCGUCCGCUGUCUCAUAGUUCCCCCCCGGCAUUGGACGUCAACGCCGGCGCCCUUUUGUAUGGUGCAUGGAUCUCUAUGUUAAAAGCUGACGGCAAUGGAUGGAGCCUAUUGGGGCGUCGGUCAGGAGAUAGAGAGGCUUUUUAUGAUCCAGCGCUCCUGUCCCAAGAGCUGGGACGUGGUCUUGAGUCUAGUGCGAUCCAAGUGGCCAGAGAUCAAUUACUCCAGCCUGUAGACCGCCACAUCAAAGGAACGACGGAACGGACGGAAAGUCGCCUCUUUGUCCGUCAGUUGUCAUUUGGUCUGAUGAUCGGCUUUCUUUCAGUGCUUAUCAUCAUCUCCGUAGUUAUUGACUGCUUCUACCUCCCACUCUCUGUCUGCUGCCGCGAUCCGAGCUCUAUUGGCGGCCUUGCGACAAUCUUGGCACGAAGUCCCAAGUUGAUGGCCACUCUUCGAAAUAUGAAUCUGAAAUGGCCCUCGGAGAUGAAGGAACUGUUGGCCGGGUGUGAGCAUCGUACCUGCAUAAACGUGGGUAGGGAAUUCCAGAUUGAAGUACAUGACCAGCGGACCUCCCACGCGCAGGUUUCCAAGAGCGGCACAGAUAGCACACCCCGCUGGUGGCGUCCUGUGUCCGCAAGACCACCGGUCUACAUCCUUACUUUUGUCCUCCCCCUUGUUGUAAUUGCUACUAUCGAAGUAUUGCUCCAUAUAUCUAACACAAGACGAGGAAUCGCGCCGGUGGGAGGAAGAGAGAAUGGUAGGGAUCAGCCCUGGGCAUACGUCCCCGCCAUUGUUAUGUUUUGCAUCCGUGUUCUUUACCAAAUGAUGGAGGCAAACGUCAGGACAUUUCAACCUUUCCAUUGCCUUGCACGCGGAAGGGCACGCGCAAAUGCAAGCGUUUUGGAAAAUCAACAUCGCAAAAUAACUGCAUGGGCGAUCCUUGAUUCCCUUGGCAAGCGACAAUGGGCGUUGGCAGCCAGUGCCGUUGCACUCCUCCUAGCGGGCGCGCUACCUAUCACCGUGUCCGGUCUUUAUGCGGUGAACAAUUUGCCUUAUCCCACUGACAUAUCCCUGGUUCAACGCAGCACCUGGAACGUUAGCUCCUACAAACAACACCUUGACCACUCCAAGUACUUAGACCUUCGUUCCAAGGACUUUACACCUGGGAGGAUUCUCUAUCUGAACAUGUCAUAUCCACAAUGGACAUAUGCAGACCUGGCAUUCCCGAAAUUGUCUCUUCCGAGGACCGAUGACAAUGGCACUUCCAACUUGACUCCCGGGUACAUACAAGCUCGACUCCCGGCCUGGCGCCCCAACCUCAAUUGCGAUGGCGAGAUUCCAGCAUCUGAUUACAAACUCUCGUGGUCUCACGAUGACGACGACGGCCUGCUCCGUUGGGAUGUGGAGAUUAAUAGUACCAGAGGGGCAUGCUCGUUCUCACUCCAUGAGAAGGGGGUUGGAGCCCCCAAAUACUUCUCUGACUGGUUCAAUCUGACCCAGAAUGUGGCCUAUGAAGGGAAUCCAGCAGACUGCCCGACAUUAUUAUAUCUGUUUGGCAACCAAGUUGAAACCCGCAUGUUGAAAUGCCGUCCACAAAUCCAGGAAGUCGACGUUGACGUCCGGUUGGAGCCACGAUCCUUGAUGAUCAAUCCUAACCACCCCCCUUCCAUUGUCCCCGGAUCCGCUAGACCGCCUUUGGAUGAUUUCAUGGCUUAUUCAAAUGGUACUAUGGUGCCAAUCCCAUUCCUCCCAGGGCCAGGCUUUUUUGACCCCGACUUCAUCGCUGUCCAAGCACCAAGAAAGGAAUACCGUAUCGAUUUCUUCACAACAGCUGCUAUAUGGGGCGCGGGCGGGAUUCCCGCAGACGAACUAUUAUCCGACACAGGCAAACUUUCUGCCACACUCACGCGCAUUUAUGGCAUUGUCAUCGCCCAGCGUAUUAAUGAUAACUGGCACAUACCGUUCGGGUCAGACACCACUACUACAGCACCAGAUGGCGAAAAUAGCUCCCCCACAAACUUCCCGGCCAAACUAAUCGGCCACGGCGACUACCUCGUCCAAAGCCGUCUCUCCACCCGUCUCCUCGACGCGUUCCUUCUGUGCAUGGUGAUCCUAGCCGUCACUUCCACAUUGCUCAUGAACACGAAGAACAUCCUGCCCAAGAACCCAUGCAGCAUUGCAGCCGUCGCGAGCUUGCUGGCUGGAUCUCGGAUAGUGGAGGACCCGCAGAUCAUUCCGCAGGGCGCAGAGUGGUGGGAUGAUAAGGAGUUGGUAAAGAGGGGGGUUUUCGUGGGCUGGAGGUUUUCGAUCAGAUGGUGGGUUAGGAGGAGGCAGGGGCCUGUGGCUGAUGAUGGAGGCGAUGGUAACGGUGUGGAAAGGGAGAGAGAAAGAUACAACGGGGAGGGUGAUGGUCUUUUGGAGGAAGAGAAGGUGUUUGGGAUAGAUGUGCACGAUAGGGAGAGUGCCUAACUGACUGAACUUUUCCGCUGCUUUGGCUAGGAAAUGGGCCAACUUUUA
Molecule: messenger RNA, 3888 nt
Organism: Coccidioides immitis RS
Lineage: Eukaryota; Fungi; Ascomycota; Eurotiomycetes; Onygenales; Onygenaceae
Exons: 2
Coding region: 109-3840 (1243 amino acids)
Source: RefSeq, a predicted model, not a curated record